Molecule: messenger RNA, 4007 nt
Organism: Cotesia glomerata
Lineage: Eukaryota; Metazoa; Arthropoda; Insecta; Hymenoptera; Braconidae
Product: NPC intracellular cholesterol transporter 1 homolog 1b-like
Exons: 20
Coding region: 69-3773 (1234 amino acids)
Cellular component (GO): membrane
Molecular function (GO): lipid carrier activity
Source: RefSeq, a predicted model, not a curated record
AUUACUAUACGUGUAUAUUUUUUUUUACAAAUGUUCUUUUAAUUUUAAAUAGUGUUUUUAUUUAAAGAAUGGCGUAUUUAUUAAUUUUUUUGAUCGGUGCGUUCAUUUCUUCUGUAACUACUGAACCUACAUGUGUUUGGUACGGAAUAUGUGCAGAUCUCUCGUUUGGUCAUCAAUAUUGUCCUUACAACGGACCAGCUAAAUUAAUAAAUGACUCAGCAGCUGAAAAAAUUCUCAAGAAAAGAUGCCCAGAAUUUUUUUCUGACACCGAACAUCCUGAAACUUGCUGUGAUGCAGGCAUAAUUUUUGCAAUAAACGAAAAAUUAACAAUGGCUGAAAUGAUACUUGGUCGCUGUAAAACCUGUUUCAGAAAUUUACUCCAGGCAAUCUGUCAAUUGACUUGUGCUAAAAAUCAAAGUAGUUUUAUGGCCGAGGUAGAGAGUAAAAUUAAUAUCGCUACCGGGAAAAAGUAUAUCGAAGAAGUUAGGGUUUAUAUAUCAGAAGAAUAUGCAAAUGCGACUUAUGAGUCGUGUAGAAGAGUAAUAAACCCACAGACAGGUAAUUUGGUUAUGGACUUAGCGUGCAUCCCGUACGAAGCAAGUCAUUGUUCACCCAAAUUAUGGUUCAGUUCUAUGGGAGACAGAAAUACUCCUAUGGUUCCCUUUCAAAUAACUUAUGUUUAUGAACCGGAUCAAGAAAAAAAUUUAACCGAGCCAUUGAAUCCGCCGACUAAAUUAUGCAGUGAAGCUUACGAAAAUUCGACUGCAUGCGGGUGUGUCGACUGUGUUUGCAAAAAUAUUAUCGAGUGGAAGGAAGAAGACUCGGUUUUUACCAUUCUUGAGCUUAAUGGCUACGGAAUAGUCGUCGGAAUAUUGAUAAUUAUUAUCAGUACAAUCUUCACUUUGAAUCAGAUAUUUUUUAAAAAAUUUUGGGCCAAUAAUUUUAAGAUGAGUGACUGCUAUGACUUUCAAAUAAGUUAUCACAAAAAAUUCGAAUCGUUAUUUACCAAAUGGGGAUACUUUUUUGCAAAAUAUCCUACCGUAUCUUUGUGUCUGAUAUCUUAUGUGCUAGCAGGAUUAAGUUAUGGUUCAAUGUAUCUGCAAAUAACCAUCAAUCCCAUUGAAAUUUGGUCUUCGCCUCAAAGUAGAUCCAGAUCUGAGAGAGAUUAUUUUGACAGUCACUUCACUCCUUUUUAUCGCGCCGAGCAAGUUUUUAUAAAAUCUGUUGGCUUAGAAAAUUUUACAUAUGUACCUUCAAGUAAUGCAACUAUUGAAGUUGGUCCAGUAUUCAGAAAGGAAUUCCUUACUGCCGUUUAUGAUCUUCAACAACAAAUUUUGAGAAUUGGCCAGGAUUCGAAUGAAGGCUUGGACAAAAUUUGCUUUGCUCCAAUUCAAAGUGACUUUGAUGGACCAGUUACUUUAGAAUUGUGUGCGGUACAAAGUGUGUGGGGAUACUUUCAAGAUAAUUUUGAAGAAUUUAAUAAAACUGAAUUUAACGAAAAUCUGGAAAAGUUGCUCAAAUGCAUGCAAAAUCCAUAUAUUCCAACUUGUAGGGCUCCGUACAAAGGACCAAUUAUUCCAGAUGUAUCAUUCGGAGGGUUUCAGCAGGAUAAUAAAUCAAAAUAUGAAAGUACUGACUAUAUGAAGUCUACUGGAUUAGUUCUGACUUUUUUGGUUAAAAAUUCAUUGAACAAAACAGAAUUACAACCAAUGUUAAAGUGGGAACAAAAGUAUCUGGAUUUCAUGAAAAAUUGGACCAGUACCGCGUGUCCAGAGUUUAUGGAAGUCGCUUACAGCGCAGAGAGAUCAAUUGAAGAUGAAUUGCAAAGAACUUCUGUGACUGAAAUACAAACAGUGGUCAUAAGUUAUGCCUUCAUGUUCCUCUACAUAGUUUUGACUCUAGGACAAUUUAAACUAUCUCCACAGUGCUUCGUUACCAGCAAAAUAUUGAUCAGUCUCGGUGGAAUUGUUAUUGUUUUAGCCUCUGUGGCCAGCACCUUUGGAAUUUUCGGCUACAUUGGAGUCCCAACGACGAUUUUAACACUCGAGGUGAUUCCAUUCCUGGUAUUGGCAGUAGGAGUCGACAAUAUUUUCAUCCUCGUUCAAACUCACCAAAAAAAUCCCCUGCGCGCUGGAGAAAGCAUACCAGAUUACAUCGGAAGAAUUUUAUCGUCAGUAGGGCCCAGCAUAUUACUGACAAGUAUUUCCGAGUGUCUGUGUUUCUUGAUUGGAACCCUCUCGUCCAUGCCAGCUGUCAAUACGUUUGCUCUGUACGCAUCAGUGGCGAUAAUCAUAAACUUUCUGCUGCAAAUCACAGCGUUUAUAAGUUUGCUCGCAUUAGAUGUGAGGCGAUCUGAGAAUCAUCGCGCUGAGAUUUUGUGUUGUAUUCAAGUGAAGAAAUCAGUAUAUGAUGAUGGAGACUAUAGAAUUAUUCAUAGCAUAUUUUCGUACUUUUACACGCCUUUUUUGAUGAAGAAAGCUGUCGGAAUUGGAGUCAUAGUAUUUUUUAUAGGCGCGUUAGUGCUUCAUUCUAUAGUUGGGCCCAAUGUCGAACUUGGUAUAGAUCAAAAGCUCUCGAUGGUCAAAGAUUCAUACGUUUUCAAGUAUUUUCAGUUCAUGGAAGAUCUUUUAUCGAUGGGACCACCGGUAUAUUUUGUAGUGAAGAGUGGGCUAAAUUACACGAAUACAAAUGUUCAAAAUGCAAUUUGUGGCGGUCAAAAGUGCAAUUCGGACUCUCUCUAUACUCAAAUUUUUACUGCUUCUGAACAAUCUGCGAUAUCAUAUAUUGCAAAACCAGCUUCUUCAUGGAUGGAUGAUUACUUUGAUUGGAGCACAAUUUCCGACUGCUGUCAAUAUUUUCCAAGCAAUGGAUCGUUUUGUCCUCAUACUAGAUACGAUUGCAAAAGCUGUAAAAUACCAACUGAUGAAUUAGGAUUAAGACCAGAUGCGCGAAGUUUUCGUAAAUAUAUCAGCUACUUUGUAUCUGAUAUACCAGAUGAAGAUUGUGCGAAAGGUGGUCGCGCUGCAUAUCUUGAUGCAUUGAAGUAUUCGACUGACGAAUAUGGGAUGAUUGAUGUUGGAGACACGUACUUCAUGAGUUACCAUACGCCUUUGAAGAAGCAGUCAGACUGGUACAACGCUCUCUCGUACGCUCGGAUCAUCGCUAAAAAUAUAACGAGUAUGAUCAACAGCGCCUCGCUGACUAAUCAAACAAUCGAGGUCUUUCCCUACAGUAUUUUUUACGUAUUUUUCGAGCAGUAUCUGACGAUUUGGCAAGAACUGCUCGAGUCGAUUGGACUGUCGCUUCUCGUCGUUUUCGUGGUGACGUACUUACUCACCGGACUAUCAUUAUUCUCGGCGGUGGUUGUACUGUUGACCGUAGCGAUGAUCAUCGUAAACAUGCUCGGAUACAUGUACUGGUGGAACAUAACUCUCAAUGCAAUCUCGCUCGUCAAUUUAGUGAUGACUGUUGGAAUCUCUGUUGAAUUUUGCAGUCACCUGGUUCACUCGUACCUUACUUCUACUCAAAAAACAAGAGUCGCCAAAACCUCGGAAGCUCUGACUGACAUGGGCAGUUCUGUCUUCUCAGGCAUAACAAUGACGAAAUUAAUUGGAAUUAUUGUUCUUGCAUUCGCCCAGACUCAAAUAUUCCAAGUGUUUUACUUCAGAAUGUACUUGGGAAUAUUAAUAAUCGGCGCUUCUCACGGAUUGAUAUUUUUACCUGUACUCCUACGAUUUAUUGGCCCAGUGAGGACAGAUUCUGAAAUUAUUUAAAAAAAAUAACUCAUAAUAAAAAUAAAAAUAGAAUGUAUCUAAGUAUAAUGUAAAUAAAUAAUUUAAAAUCACCAAAUAUUAUUAUUUUUUUUAUUUAUUAAAAGCCAAAAUAAAUUCCAGAAUUAUAACGCCGAGAUUAUUUACUAAUUGUACCAGUAGGUUACAAUAAAUCUACCCACGAGACUGCAGUAAAAAAAAGUUCAAUUAAAUCAAACUUGGAAUGAAUAAUAAAUU